CCUUGACGUAACAUUCCCUGAAAACUCGAUGAUUAUAUUAAUAAACGAUAUAAAUUAUCCUUAAAAAAAUACAAAGAAAUAGAUCACGGUUCCUUGUCAAAGCUGCCUCCUCUUGUUGCUCAAGUAAAGCCAACACAUCCACAUCUAUACGCACACACAUACGAAGGCACCUUCUUCACAUACAUUGAUACAUAUAUAUAUAUAUACACACACACACACAGCAAGUCCAAGUGGAAUACAGAAGACAUUACAGAUAGCCAAGAAGACAGAACAAUGCAAGAUUUUUCAUAUUCUACGGAGUCCUUUAGCCCUAGCUUCAGUUUUUAUGUCUCCGGUGACGGUGAGAUCGUCGAAGCCGCCGUUAGAGUUGUCCGUGAGUCUUACGGCGACGACACCGCUGAGUUCGAGUUCGAAACAUUACCGUUACACGAAGAGAACUUCUUCCACUUCCCAACGACGACGGAGACGAAAUCUUUCGAUAGCUCACACAAGGAGGAAGAAGACGAUGACGUGGCAGCGGAUGGAGUCACCUCGAAGGAUCUUUUCUACGGUGGUGGAUGGAUGCUUGAUCAGUCUAUAUCCUCGCCGUCUCAGUCGCCUUCAUCUUCCGAGUCUUCAGACUCGGAGGAUCUUUCCCCGAGAGGAUACAACUGUUUCUGGAGCCCGACCCGAUCUCCGGCGAGAGUUGAUAGCUCCAAGAGUAAAACUUCGAGCGCACCGAAACGGUGCCGUAUUAAGGAUCUUUUAAGGAGAAGCCACAGCGACGGAGCUGUUUCGACCACGAGCGAGCCUAAACGAUGUCGUUUCAAGGAUCUUCUGAGGAGAAGUCACAGCGACGGCAGAGGAAGUGGGUCUUUAGUUUCGCCGAGCGGGAACAGCUCACCAGCAGUAAGAGGGAGAAACAAAACGACGUCGAAUAAGUAUACUAAUACUGGGGAAGUGAAUAUGAGAAGAAAGACUUAUUUACCUUACAGGCAGGAUUUGAUCGGCGUUUUCGCCGGAAUGAGUAGACUCAGUCGAUAAAAUAAUUGUAAUUAGUAAAUUUACAAAUAGCUCCUUGCUUCAAUAUUUGUUUUCGUUUUGUGGCCAUGUAAAAACCUUUUUUGUGCUAUUAUUUUCUUUUGAAUACAAAUGUCUUUUUCCUGUCA
Molecule: messenger RNA, 1148 nt
Organism: Brassica napus (rape)
Lineage: Eukaryota; Viridiplantae; Streptophyta; Magnoliopsida; Brassicales; Brassicaceae
Exons: 1
Coding region: 274-1023 (249 amino acids)
Source: RefSeq, a predicted model, not a curated record